Phanerochaete carnosa HHB-10118-sp is the source of this 1304-nucleotide messenger RNA. Its product is annotated as glycoside hydrolase family 16 protein. Lineage: Eukaryota; Fungi; Basidiomycota; Agaricomycetes; Polyporales; Phanerochaetaceae. Gene Ontology annotation, biological process: glucan catabolic process. The record is from RefSeq and is a predicted model, not a curated record. Bases 291 to 1304 code for a protein of 337 amino acids. Gene Ontology annotation, molecular function: hydrolase activity, hydrolyzing O-glycosyl compounds. The transcript is spliced from 7 exons.
CGGUCGCUCGCUCGCGCGAGAGAGCAGGCUCUAAGCGAAUGUGCAAGUGCACGUCUUUGACCAGGUUUUGGCUCGGUUCCCGGCUUUUCGUAGAACACACCCGGAUACAAACCGCUUGCCCUAGUAACAUGUACACUCGCUAGUGCUUUGGGGGCAUCUAUUAAUGCUGUCUGAUGGCCGGCGAACGACAUGGCCGAUUUUUGCGGCCGCCAAGAAGUUCAAGUAUGAGCGCAAAGGGCGACGUACAACGGACAGCUCUCGACCCCCACUCUCCUUAGAGCUUCGAAUCCAUGCACCCGACAAGCCUUGCUGCCCUCGCCUUGUGCGUCUCCCAAGCUCUUGCAGCCAUUUAUACCCUCAGCGACAACUACGUUGGCGCCGCCUUCCUCGCAGCGUGGCAGCACCAGGCCAUCUCCGACCCUACGCACGGCAGAGUGAACUAUGUCGACGAAGCAACUGCCCUCGCCAAGAACUUGACAUUCGUGUCGGCCGACACCCUCAUCCUGAGGGCGGACGACACCACUGUCCUCGACCCAGUCGGUCCCGGUCGAGACAGUGUGCGGAUUCAAAGCCUGAAGAGUUACACCACGCACGUUGCCAUCAUCGAUGUCCGCCACAUGCCACAAGGUUGUUCGACGUGGCCUGCGUUUUGGGAGACUGACGGAAAUGAUUGGCCAGACGGCGGCGAAGUCGACAUCGUAAGCGUCAACGACGCGAGUCCGAACACGAUGACGCUGCACACGGGCGCGAACUGCUCCAUGCCCGCGAGCCGCCCCGAGACCGGCACGCCGACGGGCCUCGACUGCGACGUCCACACCGACGACAACGCCGGCUGCGGCGUGCGUGCCCCGGGCGCGGACAGCUACGGCGCGCCCCUGAACGCUGCCGGCGGCGGGUGGUACGCCAUGGAGCGCACCGACGCCUUCGUCAAGGUGUGGUUCUUCCCGCGGAGCAUAGCAACGCCCUUGGACGUCGCGAGCGGCGCGCCCUUCGUCGACACCGACAGCUGGGGCACGCCCACCGCGUUCUUCCCCAGCACCGCCGACUGCGACGUCGGCGCGCAGUUCGACGCUAACAACAUCAUCAUCAACCUGACGUUCUGUGGCGACUGGGCAGGCGUCCCCUCGGUCUACUCGGGUGCGGGCUGCCCGGGAGACUGUGUCGACUUCGUUAACGACAACCCUGCCGCAUUCGUGGACGCGUACUGGGACAUCGCGGCAGUGCGCGUAUAUGAGACUGGUGGUGGCCUCCUUCGUCACCGUCGUAUGAACGACCGACUCCACCGCCGAUCUAAUUUUUAUUGA